Cucumis melo (muskmelon) is the source of this 2383-nucleotide messenger RNA. Its product is annotated as stromal 70 kDa heat shock-related protein, chloroplastic-like. The transcript has 7 exons. Gene Ontology annotation, molecular function: ATP binding; ATP-dependent protein folding chaperone; heat shock protein binding. NCBI's taxonomy places the organism in Eukaryota, Viridiplantae, Streptophyta, Magnoliopsida, Cucurbitales, Cucurbitaceae. Gene Ontology annotation, biological process: protein refolding; cellular response to unfolded protein. The coding region runs from base 97 to 2130 and encodes 677 amino acids. Gene Ontology annotation, cellular component: chloroplast; cytoplasm. The record is from RefSeq and is a predicted model, not a curated record.
CAUCAAACUCUCACAUUCUCCCCCAAUUUCCCUCUAUAAUUUCCACCUAACUCUCACCAUUUCCCCUCCAAGUUUCAACAACAAUACACUCACCAAAUGGCAUUUAGUUCUGCAGUAGCAUCGCACCUUCAUGCUUUCCAAACCUCCAAUCUUCGAUUGCCCGACUCCAACAAAUCAUGGAACCGGAGGCGGCGAACCACAGCAAUUCCUGUAAUCCGGUGCGAGAAGGUCGUGGGAAUCGACCUAGGAACGACGAACUCGGCGGUGGCGGCAAUGGAGGGAGGACAGCCGACGAUUGUGACGAACGCGGAGGGACAGAGGACGACGCCGUCGGUAGUGGCGUAUACGAAGAGCGGGGAUAGGCUUGUUGGUCAGUUGGCGAAACGGCAGGCGGUGGUUAAUCCGGAGAAUACUUUCUUCUCUGUGAAGAGGUUUAUUGGAAGGAAAAUGGCGGAGGUGGAUGAAGAAGCGAAGCAAGUUUCUUACAAGGUUAUUGCCGAUGAGAAUGGGAAUGUGAAGCUCGAUUGCCCUGCCAUCGGUAAGAAGUUCGCCGCCGAGGAGAUUUCCGCUCAGGUUUUAAGAAAGCUGGUGGAUGAUGCAUCAAAGUUCUUGAAUGAUCAAGUAGGAAAAGCUGUUGUAACAGUACCAGCAUAUUUCAACGACUCUCAAAGGACGGCAACGAAAGAUGCUGGUCGGAUUGCUGGUCUUGAAGUUCUUCGCAUCAUCAAUGAACCAACUGCUGCUUCACUUGCUUAUGGCUUUGACAAGAAAACUAACGAGACCAUUCUCGUUUUCGACCUUGGUGGUGGAACGUUCGAUGUCUCAGUCCUCGAGGUCGGAGAUGGUGUAUUUGAGGUUCUUUCUACUUCAGGCGAUACACAUUUGGGUGGUGACGAUUUUGACAAGAGAAUUGUUGAUUGGCUUGCCGAAAGCUUUAAGAGGGAUGAAGGAAUUGACCUUUUGAAAGACAAACAGGCGCUGCAACGUCUAACCGAAACUGCUGAGAAGGCAAAGAUUGAGCUAUCAUCUCUAACACAAACCAAUAUUAGUUUACCAUUUAUCACUGCUACCAGUGACGGCCCAAAACAUAUUGAUACUACACUUACUAGGGUUAAGUUUGAAGAAUUGUGUUCAGACUUGCUAUAUAGGUUGCGAUCACCGGUGGAAACGGCUUUAAAGGAUGCACAGUUGUCGUUCAAAGAUAUAGAUGAAGUCAUUCUUGUUGGUGGCUCAACUCGUAUCCCAGCAGUUCAGGAGCUCGUCAAGAAAAUGACAGGGAAAAAUCCAAAUAUGACUGUAAAUCCCGACGAAGUGGUUGCUCUCGGUGCCGCAGUUCAGGCUGGUGUUCUGGCUGGAGAUGUCAGUGACAUUGUCCUCUUGGAUGUAACACCUCUCUCUCUCGGUCUGGAAACAUUGGGUGGAGUGAUGACCAAAAUCAUUCCAAGGAACACGACCUUACCGACAUCCAAAUCAGAGGUGUUUUCAACGGCAGCAGAUGGACAAACAAGUGUUGAGAUUAAUGUAUGUCAAGGCGAACGAGAGUUUGUUCGAGACAACAAGUCUCUCGGGCGAUUUCUCUUGGACGGUAUCCCACCUGCACCUCGUGGUGUUCCUCAGAUUGAAGUGAAAUUUGACAUUGAUGCUAAUGGUAUUCUCUCGGUCACUGCCAUUGACAAGGGAACUGGGAAGAAGCAGGACAUCACAAUUACUGGCGCUAGCACUUUACCAAGUGAUGAGGUGGAUAGAAUGGUUAAAGAAGCUGAGAAGUUCGCAAAAGAAGAUAAGGAGAAAAGGGAUGCUAUAGACACAAAGAACCAAGCAGAUUCUGUUGUGUACCAGACUGAAAAACAGCUAAAGGAGCUAGGAGACAAAAUUCCCACAUCAGUUCGAGAUACUGUAGAAGCUAAGCUAAAAGAACUUAAGGAUGUCAUCUCUAAUGGGUCGACCGAAACUAUCAAAAACGCCAUGGCUGCACUGAAUCAAGAAGUAAUGCAGAUUGGGCAGUCCCUCUACAGCCAGUCAACAACCUCUAGUGCCGGGACUGCAUCCAGAACGCAGUCUACUUCAUCGGGUUCAACCGGAGAAACUGAUGGGGAUGUUGUUGAUGCAGAUUUUGUUGAUAGUGAGUGACUUGAAGCAGUAGAUAUAAGACUGUAUCUACAAGCAGCUUGGCUUUAUACAAAUUUUGAAUUACUUGGUCUGGAAAAUAUCAUGUGCAUAUGUGGUUUAGAAUUUAGAUGUGUACAAAGUACAAUUUCUAUGCUCUUAAUUGUGAAAUUGGAAAUGAGGUGUUUGAACUGUACGGUUCCAACGGGUUAUAUGAGGGACUGAUCAAACUUUUGUUUCUUUUUAGAAAUGUUGCAACAAGCAACUUAUACAGAAA